UCUGCCCUGGAGGGCUGUUGUAUUGUUGAGAAGGCAGAUAACGGGUUAGAGGAGCUACGUGGGUGCAUGCAAUGAUCGCUUCCAGGCGAGCUGUCCUGUUAAAUCCCCGCUGCCUGCAACGCAUCAGCCGGGUGCCCUGCUCUUCUUUGUCUCCAGACGCUACCCGGACAGCGAGAUGCUGCCUUGGAAAAAGAACAAGUUCGACCUGAUCGAAGAGGACAACAAACAGGCUAAGCAGAAGGGCUAUGCAGUCAGCCUGAACUACAGCGCUCUCACCUCUUUCGCUAAGUCCUGCCCGGAGGGUGCCCUGACACGGGUGGGCAGCAUGUUUAAGUCCAAACGAAAGAAGAUCAAGAUCACAGGAGAGGACCCCACGUACACCGUUCUAUACCUGGGAAACGCCACCACCUUGCAGUCGAAGGGUGAGGGCUGCACCGAUCUGGCGGUGUGCAAGAUCUGGAGCAAGAGCGAGAUGGGCAAGCACGGCACCAAGAUGAAGCUGACCGUGAGCUCGCAGGGCAUUCGCAUGGUGCACGUAGAGGAUAAAGCCAAGCGACCAGGGCACCUUUAUCUGCUGCACCGUAUCACCUACUGCGUGGCUGACCCGCGGCUACCCAAGAUCUUUGCUUGGAUUUACCGGCACGAGAUGAAGCACAAGGCGGUUAUGCUGCGCUGCCACGCUGUGCUGGUGUCUAAGCCCGAAAAGGCGAAAGCUAUGGCCCUUUUGCUCUACCAGACCUCGGCCAACGCCCUUGCGGAGUUCAAGCGGCUCAAGCGCAGAGAGGACGCCCGGCACCAGCAACAGCAACUGAUCGGGGAGCAGAGCAUCCCACUGGUGCCACUCAGGAAGCUGCUCAAUGGACAGUGCUGCUACAAACCUCCGGUGGAGAGGAGCCGCAGCGCCCCCAAGCUGGGCUCUAUUACUGAGGACUUGCAGGGAGAGGAGGAGGAAGAGAGAGCCAUGAGCUUCGAAUGCGAGGAUGUGCUGGAUACCGGGGGUGGGGAUGGAGAAGGAACCGGGGAUGAGGAGGUAGGAGUCAAACACGAGCUGUCUCAGCUAAUCAGUGACUUAGGGGAGAUGAGUCUGGGCAACGACCUACAGACACUUAAAGCGGACCUGAGAGUGACAAGACUGCUGUCUGGGGAGAGCACUGGCAGCGAGUCCUCCAUAGAGAGCAACCACGAUUCUGGACCCAUUGUUAAUGGUUUUGAGGAAUGCAGGGAACCUGAGACUGUAUGAGGAUGACCGGGAAUAUUGGAUUUGCAGCACCCCCAGAACCUUGGAGACUAGCCAUGCACACUGACACUAAUCCUGGGGGUUUUGCACAUCAUGCACAAUGACAGUAACUCCUUACAUCCGUGGAUCAUACAAAGGAUUAAUGCAGAUGUAAUAACCUCUUCACUUACAAGGGAUCCAGCAAGUGUUGUGUAGAGAAAUGUAUGUAGCGAACAUCUUGGUUGCAACCCGUUGCUGUGCAAUGUGUUAAAGCUCUGACAGCUAAGGGAUAGUAUUUUGUAUUUAAAUGAAAAAUCGGGCUUGUUAUGAACAGACAUGAAGAUAACUGUCAAUGAAUUUUGGAACAGGAUCCCGAAAUUCUACUUAUUGUAAAAUCCUUUCCCAGGGAUUAACAAUCAGAAUGAUAUAGCAAGUGCAAUGGUGUCCAUAUGUUAGAAAGUGAUGCAGGAAGCCAGUGUAUAGGUGCAGAAUAGUGCUGGUCAGGCUAUGCAUUUUCAGUGUUCAAGGAGUUUGUCUCUUACCAGAAGCUCACCCUUCCUUUCCAGUAUUUAAAGAAUUUAAGCAAAAUGUGUAAACUGAUGGGUUGUAAAAUUAAGCACUUUAGAGCCAAAUCUUUGAUCUUUUAGAUGGACAUGCAGAGAGCACACUUCACGUAAAAAAUAAAUAUAUAUAUAUAAUUUUAUACUUAGGUUUGCAAAAUGCAUUGUAAUUGCAGUAGCAAAAUUGUAUAAGAGAAACAAAGCUGAAUUAAAAAUAUACCAAGUUACAGGGGCACUAUUAUUUAUGGAUUGAUGUAUUUAUUUUUCCUAAACCUCAUCUCUGUUACUAGAAGUUAAAGGGACAUUCCGAUCAAAAUUUAAAUGCACAUCUUUGAACAGAAACCUUUUUGCAAUAUACAUGUAUUGCCAAAAAUGCUUCUAGUAAGUCAUCAGUUUAACAUUUUUUUUUUUCCCUCUGCAUGAAGCACAGCUAGAUAUUCUUAGUGUGCCAGCUGCCCAGAGUGCCAGUAUGUCUUGUUCAUGUCAGCAAUUAACAAAUUGAGUCAUUACCAGAUGAUACACGCACCUUUUUAGGUGCUCUGAGCAAGUGCUGUGCUUAAAAUGCUGGUACACAAAGCAUAUUUAAAUACUCUUUUGAAACAGCAUUUUUUUUUUUUUUAACUAGAAACACAUUUUCUAAUGUGUAUAUUGCAAAAAAUGCUUUUCAAAACUGAAAUGCACCAUAUCCAUUUAAUUUUUUUUUUUCUGGAAUGUCCCUUUAAAUAAAUCCCUAAAUUAAAAAAUAGAUAAUAUUGGGGGGAGACUCAGAGUGUUUACUUUACUUCCAAUAAAAUUAUGGGAUGGGGUAUUAAAAUGUUAAUGCAGGUCUUGUCAAUUCUAACUUCAAACAUUUUAGAUGAAUCUACAGAUAUCAAUGUAUAACUUUCCUCCUCUGACGUUUUUUAAUAUUUUGGUUAGAUGUUGUUCAUCUGUCACCCAGGAUUACUGUAGCUGUCUUGUUGCCCUGUAAUUUUUUUUUUUUUUUGAAACAAUGCAAAUAUUAGCACUUUUCAAGCACCUCUUCUUUGGGCCCCACUAAUGCUGGUUCAGGGGGAUUUAUGUCUUGUUUGUGACACAUGGCAGCAAAAAUGUGCAAUUUGUGUAAGGACCUGUACUAUGCGACUAAAACAUUUUUUCAUUUGGCUGUUUCAUUUUGGGUUUGUAGUACACGUGUAAAAGUAUUAGAACUGUAUUUCACAAUUCCACUUCUCAGGUACCUCUAUCUGAUUCAAACAUUGCCCUACUUGACUACAGAAAAGUUAACCAUAUUUGAGCCACAGAUUUUUAAAAAAGAACAAAAAAAAUAAAAAAUAGCCAAAAAAACUUCACCUUUAAGGGGUGCUUGGGAAACCUUUUAUUGCACAUUGGGCCAGAACACAUUUGUAGUUGGUCAGUGAGGAUGCUUUUAAUAACAAUAAAACAAAUAACAUUAAUCUAUUCAAAUUUUUUUGGCACACUACAUUGUGCAUUUUAUAGCAGCAGUGAAAAUAUAUGUAAUUAUUGGCAGUGUCCUCUUAAUGAUGAUCAAUAAAAGAGACAAAAAAAAAAUCCCUUUUUAUGUAUAUGUGUGAUAUAUUCCCUUCAUGUAGCCAGACUGCCAUUUACACCAAGGUAUUAUAUAUGCAAUAUACGCAUCCUCUUUAAAAUUAUAGCUUGGUUUCCUUAAUGUCAACACCAUCAGGGUAGAAAACACAUGCCCAACAAUUAAUAUUCUAUUGUUAGAAUAAACUAUGUGGCAAGAAAUGGAUUGACAAUGUGAUAUUAUAGAGACUUAAUGAAAACAUGUCCUGUAUGUCCCUUUUAGGUGCAGGGGCUGAUUUCUGGAAGUCAGUUGUGAUAAAAACUUAUUUGUGAAAGGUAAAGACAACCUUGUGAGCCAGUGUAUCCCACUCCAUUUGAGUGACCUGCCAGCUGGUGAAAAAAAUGAUAAAUUGUAAUGUUCUUAAAUCAUUAUUUUUUUUGCAGUCUUAGCCAUAUUCUUGUGAUAUUUAUAUUUUACCCCUAAUACCUCAGAUCACAUACUUGCCAAACUCUAUAUACAUCUAGGAGAUUUGGUACUCUUUGGUAUUUUUCAUGUUUACACUUUCUUAAUUUCUCCUGGAAACGGCCCACAGGGAUAAUUUCCUGUUAUUGCUCUGACAUUCCAUUUAUACUUUUUUUUUUUUUUUUUUUUAUAUUAUUAAUCUUGCACUGUUGUGAAGUACUUAUGCCAGUGUUUCAUAUGUGUAUAUAUAUUUUGUACAUAAGUCCAUAUAUAUAAAUGUUUUUUAUCUUUGCUGUGCAAAAGACAAAUGAUAUGUUGGUGUUCACUUGUACAUAUUUUGUGUAAAUAUAAAUAUAUUUUCUGUUAUUUUUUAAAGGACAUCACUGUUCUGAUGUUUGCACACAUGAAAAAUAUAAUAAAAUAAAUUAAUUUAAAAUA
Messenger RNA from Bombina bombina (fire-bellied toad), 4198 nucleotides. It is a transcript of the gene FAM43A, whose product is annotated as family with sequence similarity 43 member A. Bases 176 to 1240 code for a protein of 354 amino acids. Lineage: Eukaryota; Metazoa; Chordata; Amphibia; Anura; Bombinatoridae. The record is from RefSeq and is a predicted model, not a curated record. The transcript has a single exon.